This is a messenger RNA of Urocitellus parryii (Arctic ground squirrel), 1097 nucleotides long. Lineage: Eukaryota; Metazoa; Chordata; Mammalia; Rodentia; Sciuridae. The record is from RefSeq and is a predicted model, not a curated record.
GGCGGCGGCGGGCGGCGGACAGGAGCUGUCCGCGGUGCUGAAGCGGCGGCGGCGUCAGGACGCGGGGCCAGGAGCCGGGGAGCCCUUCUGGGAGCUCUACCGCGGCCGCGAGGCGGGGGCGCCGUUGCUCGCCGGCCGAUGCCAGGUCCCCGAGCCCCGCGGAGGAGGCGGGACCGUCCGCAGCGGGACAGGCUCUGCGAGGGCUGUGAGGCUGGCCCGGUGUCCCCUGCCUGGCAAUUGCCCGCAGAACUAUGGAGAGCCUGAGUGAACUACAGAACCCACUGCUGCCUGGGAGCCCCGCCCACCUCCGCAGCCCCGCCCACCUCCGCAGCCCCUAUCCCUACGCAGAGGCCCCGCCCAGCUGGUCCUACCAGGAGAAGCUCUACUCCUACCUCCUGGGUGGUGCUGGCCCUGCUCACACCCACCAACUCCUGGACCCAGGGUCCCUGCAGCUGGCUGUGGAGGCCUGGUAUCGGCCCAGCUGCCUCUUGGGAAGGGACAAGGUCAAGGAGCCCCGGGCAGGCAGCUGUGAGACCAGCUUCACAGAGGCCAAGGAGCCCCAGGCAGGGCCCACAGAGCAGUGCACGGAACCUGGCCAAGCUGAAGAGGAUGUCACUAUCCAUACUGUGUCCUACGGGGUUCAAGAGGAGCUGCAGGGCCAGGAGGACAGCCAGGAGGAGGAGGAGAGUGAGGCAACCUCCACAGAGAGUGAAAGUGAAGACAACUUCCUCACGCUGCCUCCCAGGGACCACCUGGGUCUUACUCUCUUCUCCAUGCUCUGCUGUUUUUGGCCACUGGGCAUCGCUGCCUUCUAUUUCUCCCAGGGGACCACCAAGGCCAUCUCCAAAGGGGACUUCCGCCUGGCCAGCACCACCUCCCGCCGGGCCCUUUUCCUGGCCACACUCUCCAUCGCAGUGGGGGCUGGCCUCUAUGUGGCUGUGGUGGUAGCUCUGGCAGCUUACAUGUCCCAGAAUGGCCAUGGCUAGUGGCCAGUAGAACCUGCAUCCUGAUUCCCCUGGUCUACCUGAGGAAGCUGCGGGGCUUGGGGCUGCAGACUACCGAGAGUCCUGGCCCCCAGAACCGUGAACGUGGCGUGC